Messenger RNA from Trifolium pratense (red clover), 1453 nucleotides. RefSeq names its product mitochondrial carrier protein MTM1. The transcript is spliced from 10 exons. Gene Ontology annotation, biological process: mitochondrial transmembrane transport. Lineage: Eukaryota; Viridiplantae; Streptophyta; Magnoliopsida; Fabales; Fabaceae. The coding region runs from base 58 to 1101 and encodes 347 amino acids. The record is from RefSeq and is a predicted model, not a curated record.
AAUUUUCAAUUGUUCAAUCAUUUUCUAAACUAGUCUCAAAUUGGAAUUGGAAUUGGAAUGUCACAAACAAAUUCCAAUUCCGACGCACAAUUAACCGUACCAGAACGUGCUUUCUCCGCCGCCGGCGCCGCUUUCAUUUCCGCCGUCAUCGUUAAUCCCCUCGAUGUCGCCAAGACAAGACUUCAAGCGCAAGCUGCCGGAGUUCCCUAUCAUGAAGUUUAUCAUCGAAUGCCAUCUUUUCAAACUAACACCAUGCUACACAAUUCUAUCAAAUGCACAACUACGCCACUACCAUAUAAAGGGACGCUAGAUGUACUCUACAAAGUUAUUCGUCAGGAAGGGUUUACCAGAUUGUGGAGAGGCACAAAUGCUAGUUUGACAUUGGCCAUGCCAAGUGUUGGAAUUUAUAUGCCUUGUUACGAUAUCUUCCGCAACUUUAUGGAGGAGUAUACAACUCAAAAUGCUCCAAAUUUAACGCCUUAUGUUCCAUUAGUAGCAGGAUCGCUUGCACGGUCAUUGGCUUGCAUUUCUUGUUAUCCUGUAGAACUUGCAAGGACUCGCAUGCAGGCAUUUAGAGUAACACAAGGUGACAAACCUCCAGGUAUAUGGAAGACGUUGCUUGAAGUUAUCAACCCAGACCAGGGAACAAGUUUUCUUCGAAACCUACACAGGUAUCGUUUUUGGUGGACGGGGCUUGGAGCACAGCUUUCUAGGGAUGUUCCAUACUCUGCAAUUUGCUGGUCAACCCUUGAGCCGAUAAGAAAAAAAAUUAUUGUACUAGUGGGUGAAGAACCAAGUGCCACAACUAUCCUUGGGGCAAAUUUUUCUGCUGGUUUUGUAGCAGGAACUUUAGCAUCUGCUGCCACAUGUCCACUUGAUGUGGCAAAAACUCGACGACAGAUUGAGAAGGAUCCUGAAAGGGCAUUAAAGAUGACUACAAGAACAACAUUGCUGGAAAUUUGGAGGGAUGGAGGAUUGAGGGGGUUAUUUACCGGUGUUGCUCCCCGUGUAGGUCGUGCUGGUCCAUCUGUUGGCAUAGUUGUCUCCUUUUAUGAAGUUGUCAAGUAUGCCUUAAAUCAUAGACAUUCAACUUCAUCAUAGAAGAUACUAUGCAUUCAUCAUCCAGCCUGUUUGCUGGAGGUCUUCUAAUUCCAUGUUUAAAGUUAGGUUAAUAAUUGAUUGCAUCAAAGACACUAGUCUCAGCCUCAGAAUACGUUCCUGACAUCGCAAGAAGUCGGAACUCGAGAUGCAACAAAACACUUGGCAAUGGCCCAAUGGGCAUCUACUAAUGAUCAAGUUUCCCUUUGGAUAGGCUAGUGUCAAGUUUCAUCAUUACAUUUACAACCUUAUAAGUUAUAAGUAAAAGUUAGUUAGUGCCAUCAUACGAAUUGAGACAGUUGGCUCCAAAACAGCAAGAUUAUAAGCUUGUGCAGAUAAAAUGUUAUUUCCAGUA